This is a messenger RNA of Cicer arietinum (chickpea), 4077 nucleotides long. Its product is annotated as respiratory burst oxidase homolog protein A. Gene Ontology annotation, molecular function: calcium ion binding; peroxidase activity; NAD(P)H oxidase H2O2-forming activity. Lineage: Eukaryota; Viridiplantae; Streptophyta; Magnoliopsida; Fabales; Fabaceae. The record is from RefSeq and is a predicted model, not a curated record. Gene Ontology annotation, cellular component: plasma membrane.
AAUUCCUAAUUUCACACUUCUAAAACAAACUCCAACGACACACACUUUAUUGUAUUAUUUUUUUAUUUAUUAUAAUUAAAAACCAAUCCAUGAAUGAAUUUUUGUUCUGUAUAUCCCAUUAUUAUCAAUUACACUUGGCUUUAUUUGAUCUCUGAUGCAAAAGCAAAACCAUUUGUCAUAUUCCUGCUUAUAUAAUAUCUACCCCUCCCCCAGUUCUCUUCUAUUACGCGUUCAUAUCUUUGUCUCCCUUAGAUUACGAACGCGUUCUACUUUCUUAGCUCUUCAAAAAUGAACAGAACCUAAUCCAGUGAUCAAAUAUUUUUUAAUUUUUAUCUUCUAUAAUAAGUCCUUGUAACUUUGUUCAAUCACUCUACACUUGUCCAAGAUAGCAACGCGUGUCGAAUAAUCACAUUGCAUAGCGAAAUUCACAUUCCUUUUCAUUUUAUUAAUGAAUGAUAAAGUUGAGUUCAAGAAAAAAGAAGGAUAAAAGAGUAAAUUCGAAUAUUCUGGCGUGUUGUUUUGUGUGAUCAUUCAAUGAACGAUAUUCCGAAGCACGAGCGCCGUUGGGCGUCAGACACCAUUCCUGGAAAAGUAACAGUCAGCGCCGGAACAUCGCCGGGAACUGAGUCAAGCUCCGCCGGCGAUGAGUUUGUCGAGGUAACUCUUGAUCUUCGAGACGAUGACACCAUCGUUCUUCGCAGUGUUGAGCCAGCUAAUGUUAUUUCUAUCGACGAUAGCGUCGCCGGAAGCGGUUACGAAACUCCGGUGUCUGUUCCGAGGUCGCCGUCGAUUCGGAGAAACUCGUCGAGAGGCUUCCGGCAAUUCUCUCAGGAACUGAAAGCAGAGGCGGUUGCUAAGGCCAAACACUUCUCGCAGGAGCUACGGCGGUUCUCGUGGAGUCACGGCCAAGCUUCGCGUGCCUUUUCAUCUUCCUCCGCUCAAACCGGCGCCGGCGGUUCUGCCGGCGGUGGAUUUGAAACGGCGUUGGCCGCUCGAGCUUUGAGGAAGCAACGAGCGCAACUCGAUCGCACUCGCUCCGGUGCUCAUAAAGCACUCCGUGGUUUGAAAUUCAUCAGCAGUGCCAGUAAAUCGAAUGGCGUUGAUGCGUGGAACGAAGUGCAGAAGAAUUUCGAUAGGCUUGCUAAAGACGGUUUUCUCCAUCGCAUCGAUUUCGGUCAAUGCAUAGGUAUGAAAGAUUCAAAGGAAUUCGCUCUGGAACUCUUUGAUGCUCUAGGUCGUAAACGAAGGUUGAAGGUUGAUAAGAUCAAUAAGGAAGAACUUUUCGAAUUCUGGUCGCAAAUUACGGAUCAAAGUUUUGAUUCACGACUCCAGAUCUUCUUCGACAUGGUGGACAAGAAUGAAGAUGGAAGAAUCACCGAAGAAGAAGUGAAAGAGAUCAUCAUGUUAAGCGCUUCUGCAAAUAAGUUAUCCAGAUUGAAGGAGCAGGCCGAAGAAUAUGCAGCUCUGAUCAUGGAAGAGUUAGACCCCGAAAGACUUGGCUACAUCGAGUUAUGGCAGCUGGAGACACUUCUUUUACAAAAGGACACGUAUCUCAACUACAGCCAAGCUCUAAGCUAUACAAGCCAAGCAUUGAGCCAGAACCUACAGGGGCUAAGAAAGAAAAGUCCUAUACAUAGGAUGAGCCGCAGAUUUCUUUACUAUUUGCAAGAGAAUUGGAAGAGACUUUGGCUUUUAACAUUGUGGGUUUGCAUAAUGAUUGGGCUCUUCACGUGGAAGUUUAUUCAGUACAAGAAAAAGGAUGUUUUUCAUAUCAUGGGUUACUGUCUUCUCACAGCCAAAGGUGCGGCCGAGACCCUGAAGUUCAACAUGGCACUUAUUCUCUUGCCCGUCUGUAGAAACACCAUAACUUGGCUCAGGUCUACCAAGCUUUCUUAUGUUGUACCUUUUGAUGACAACAUCAACUUCCAUAAGACAAUUGCUGGGGCAAUUGUGAUUGGUGUUAUACUUCAUGUUGGGGAUCACCUUGCUUGUGAUUUUCCAAGACUUGUAAGUUCGUCUGAAGCUGAUUAUCAGAAGUAUUUGAAAGGUGUAUUUGGUCGUCAAAAACCCAAUUACGGAGACAUAAUUAAAGGGGUUGAGGCUGUGACUGGAAUUUUGAUGGUUACUUUGAUGGCAAUAGCAUUUAUCCUCGCAACAACAUGGUUCAGAAGAAAUCUCAUUAAGCUGCCUAAACCAUUUAAUAAGCUCACUGGCUUCAAUGCCUUCUGGUAUUCACACCAUCUGUUUGUCAUUGUCUAUGUCCUCCUCAUCGUUCACGGUGUAAAACUUUACCUAGUGCACAAAUGGCACUUGAAAACGACAUGGAUGUAUCUCGCGGUUCCAGUUUUACUCUAUGCAUCAGAAAGAACGCUGAGAUUAUUUCGUUCUGGUUUUUAUACAGUACGUCUAAUAAAGGUUGCUAUUUAUCCUGGAAAUGUUCUCACAUUGCAAAUGUCUAAGCCUCCUCAAUUUCGCUACAAGAGCGGACAAUACAUGUUUGUACAGUGUCCCGCUGUUUCUCCGUUUGAGUGGCAUCCAUUUUCUAUUACAUCAUCCCCUGGGGAUGACUAUCUGAGUGUUCACAUUCGGCAACUGGGUGACUGGACUCAGGAACUUAAAAGGGUAUUUUCUGAGGCUUGUGAGCCUCCUGUGUCUGGGAGGAGUGGCCUUCUCAGGGCUGAUGAAACGACAAAGAAAAGUUUGCCGAAGUUAAAGAUAGAUGGACCUUACGGAGCGCCAGCUCAAGACUAUAGAAAAUAUGACGUCUUGUUGCUGGUCGGUCUCGGUAUAGGAGCAACUCCUUUCAUCAGCAUUCUGAAAGAUCUUCUCAACAACAUUAUCAAAAUGGAGGAGCUGGCGGAUUCUGUCUCUGAUACAAGUAGAGGAUCAGACCUUAGCGUUGGGAGUACUGAUUCACCAUCUCUUAACAAAAUUGCUCCAAAAAGGAAGAAAAUACUGAAGACUACCAAUGCUUAUUUCUACUGGGUUACAAGAGAGCAAGGCUCUUUUGAUUGGUUCAAAGGAGUCAUGAAUGAAGUGGCUGAGCUUGAUCAAAGGGGUGUCAUUGAGAUGCACAACUACUUGACUAGCGUUUAUGAGGAAGGAGAUGCAAGAUCUGCACUCAUCACCAUGGUUCAAGCCCUUAACCAUGCCAAAAAUGGAGUUGAUAUUGUUUCCGGAACCAGGGUACGAACACAUUUUGCUAGGCCUAAUUGGAAGAAGGUUUUCUCUAAAAUGUGUUCCAAGCACUAUAGUGGACGAAUAGGGGUAUUUUACUGUGGCGCACCAGUUUUGGCCAAAGAACUUAACAAGCUAUGUUAUGAGUUCAAUGAAAAGGGUCCAACAAAAUUUGAGUUCCACAAGGAGCAUUUCUAAUUCUAACUAACUAAUGUUGAUGGAGCUCUCUACUCUGUAUUUAGUUAAGACACCACGUCACAGCUGAAACCCAUUAUAGCAAAUUGGUGAGGCCUGAUUAUAUGAUUAUGUUCAAUAAGCUAAAACCUUUUUUGUAUAGAAUGUGAAGCAUCGUACAUACCAGACAACAAACAUGAUUGGCAUUUCAUCAUACAUGUGGCUGCAAAGAAGCAGAGAUAUCCGCAGCCUAUGUAUCGUACAGUACACGUUGGAGACAUUGACCUAAUUGGAAGCCACAUUGAUUAUUGCAGAUAGAUCCGCAGUGAAUUGAAAUGCACAAUUUUGAGGAUAAAAAGGUAAGGGUAUACAAGGGAUUGAGUACUUUUUCAGAUUAAUUUCCUCAUUUUUCUUUUAGUAAAUUCGAGGAAUUCCAGAAAAUGGGGGUGCAAAAGGUGACUCACCCUGGGAUCUUCAUGUAAAGGAGAAUGAGUGCUUGCUUUAGACUCUCUCUCGACAGAACCCUGACUUUUUUGUUUGGCUUUUUUAUUCAGGAAGGGUCUAUAUGUAUGUAAAUGAGACUAAUAUAGUGUUUUCUUUUAUCAAGGUAACCACUAGUGUUAUCAUUUUAUAUAUCUUGUAUCAUACACAUUAUGGAUAGAUAGUAAAGAAUGCAAAUUAAACAACUGAGUUGAUGCACUAUUGAUGUGCUCUUCUGGUUAAAUA